Messenger RNA from Solanum pennellii, 860 nucleotides. RefSeq names its product transcriptional regulator SUPERMAN-like. Lineage: Eukaryota; Viridiplantae; Streptophyta; Magnoliopsida; Solanales; Solanaceae. The coding region runs from base 33 to 566 and encodes 177 amino acids. The transcript is spliced from 2 exons. The record is from RefSeq and is a predicted model, not a curated record.
UAAUUAAGGAUUUGAAACAUCAAAGCUUCUUCAUGGAAAGAGACAUGAAAAUGUUGAGUAAAAACAACAAUGUUGAAGAUUAUGGAAAUGAAGAUGAUGGAUUAAUAAUGUGUAGUUGGCCUCCAAGAUGUUACACAUGUAGUUUUUGUAAAAGGGGAUUCAAAUCAGCUCAAGCACUUGGUGGACAUAUGAAUGUUCAUAGAAGAGAUAGGGCCAAGUUCCUCAUGAUGAGACACCACUCACCAACAACAACAACAAAUGAUAAACCUAGGUGUUCUCUUCUAAAUCUCAACACUAACCCUAACCCUAAUAUUCCACCGUCGUCAACGUCACCGCCGCCAUCACCUUCUUCUUCAAGAAAACUCUCUCAUUGUAGUCAUGGUGGUGCUAAUUCUCAUGAAAUCAUGAGGAAAUGUGUUGUAAUUCCAAACUUGAAAAGUAGUACUACUACCAAAGACUCUUUAUGCAUGCAAGACAAAGAAUUUGUGAGAUUGGACUUGCAAAUUGGCUUGUUUACUGAAUCCAAGCAAGAAUUGGAUCUGGAACUUCGACUAGGAUACACUUAGCUAGACCAUGUUAGAAUCAAACGCGCGCGUAAGAAGGGUGCGACUAUAUUUCUUUAACUUAUAAGUCUGUCUCAUGUUUGAACAUGCGAUUAUAUUUCUUUAACUUAUAAGUCUUCUGUCUCAUGUUUGAUCAUGACUCCGACCUGAAUUACUUAACUUCAACUCCUUUGUGGGUUUUGCUAUAGGCAAGUUUUUUGGCGUUACCCAACCAACCAAAUUUUUACAGCUAUGUACUCGCUAAUUUUAUUUUUAUUUUUUUGUCUACUUAAAUUCUAUUCAUCUCCAUGUAAUUAA